UCACAAGUGGAUUUUUUUUAAAAAAAAUGUGUAAAGCUACAUAUAUGCGCCCUGGUGCUGAGAUGAUCCCUAUAAGAACGGUUUGUUAGCACUUUUAUUUGUGACACCCUCAACCCUCGUCCAAAAUAGAGCUGACAUGCUAUAACCUCGGCCACUCCAAAGUGGCUCAACAGCUCUGUCCCAAGUAUCAUCCUUCUCAGGCGGCCUAAACCCUUCAACAGCUCAACCGAGCAGCGCAAUUCCAACCCUUCUGUGCCGCGCUUCUAUGAACCUCUUGAAAUGAAAAUUCAUCGAAUUGCUCGAAACAUGAGACGGUUCUCUAGACCGAGCCUCAAAUGCUUCGCGCACGGCCAUUGUGAACAAGUUUCCAAGAACGGAUUUCCGACUCGUCAUAUUCAUACCCUGCGAUCUAUAUACACAAAUCCCUCUUUAUGGAGAACCAGAUUCAGAAACUCAGCCACACGAUCCUUAAUCAGCUCGAGUUAUACGACUUCAGCUCCGGAAACAAAGCCCGCUCCAUCCGAUACAGUGUUGGGCAUUGUCGAUGAGAUUUCGGGUCUCACCCUACUCGAAGUCUCCGAUUUGGUGGAGGCACUGAGGAAGAAGAUGGGAAUUGAUGAGAUGCCCGUAAUGGCUAUAAUGAUGCCGGGUAUGGGUUUUAGUGCUGGAGGUAUGAGGGGAAAGGGUUCCGGAGCCGCAGCCAAGGCAGAGGAGAAGGUGGAGAAGACGGUCUUCGAUUUGAAACUGGAGGCUGGGUUUGAUGCUGGGGCAAAAAUCAAAAUUAUUAAGGAAGUUAGGUCCUUCACCGACCUUGGAUUGAAAGAAGCCAAAGAGUUGGUUGAGAAGGCUCCUGCAAUUUUGAGGAAGGGGGUUGCUAAAGACGAGGCUGAGAAGAUCAUUGAGAAGAUGAAGGGGGUUGGUGCGAAAAUCACCAUGGAGUGAGCUAGCUUUCACAAUUGGAGCGCAAAAUGCUUAUGCUGGAUAUUAGUCUACAGAUUGACAUUUGGGUGAUCGUUCACUGGGGUCUGGGUCUCUGGGAGCACACUUGUAGUGAUAUAAUGAACUUUGCUGAUAUAGAACUUUCUCCAUAUCAUCUCUCUUGUUUUCAUCCAUUUAUGAAUAAUACUGAGGCCAGCUGCAUUGAAAAGCUCUUGGUUGGAGGUCUAUUCCCUGUGCUAUCUUAUCAUUGCUUCUGCUUAACACUCAUCAGAAGCUGUUUGGACUUCUCAAUUCUCAUGGCAGGGUUUGAUGGAAUACUCCCUUCUUGUAUGUUAGUUACAUUUCAUACUGUCUUCUAAAUUUGCAUUUAUUCUUUCAAUAUGUUCAUCUUAAGUAUGAUUUGGUGCUAACAUGCCAAUGUCCCUCUUUUCCUGUAUUUUAUAAUCUAGAAGUCUAAAUUAAACACUUACAUGCGAGGGGACAUUCUUCCAAGUUCUUUUCCUUAAAAAGUUCAUGUAUCAUUUGCAUCAUCAAAUUCAUAGUUCAACC
Messenger RNA from Cuscuta europaea, 1488 nucleotides. The record is from the annotation of a GenBank genome assembly. NCBI's taxonomy places the organism in Eukaryota, Viridiplantae, Streptophyta, Magnoliopsida, Solanales, Convolvulaceae.